This is a messenger RNA of Trachymyrmex septentrionalis, 3004 nucleotides long. RefSeq names its product runt-related transcription factor 1-like. Gene Ontology annotation, molecular function: RNA polymerase II cis-regulatory region sequence-specific DNA binding; ATP binding; DNA-binding transcription factor activity, RNA polymerase II-specific. The transcript has 6 exons. Gene Ontology annotation, cellular component: nucleus. The coding region runs from base 379 to 1857 and encodes 492 amino acids. The record is from RefSeq and is a predicted model, not a curated record. NCBI's taxonomy places the organism in Eukaryota, Metazoa, Arthropoda, Insecta, Hymenoptera, Formicidae. Gene Ontology annotation, biological process: regulation of DNA-templated transcription.
AGUUUCAUUUCUACAAAGGUUGACACUAUAAACCAAGAAAUAAUACCUUCCGCACAUCUGCCAAAGAAAGAUUAAAACGAUCCGCUGCCAAAUUUAUACAACACAAUGCACACUAAUAUGAAACAACUCGAAGAGAAUCACAAAUCGACCAUUUAUCCCGUCGCUUACGUAACAAAGGAAAUUUGCUAAGGUUAAUGACGUCGGGAGAAUAAAAAGAAUUUUCGAAAGGAGCUCUUCCCGAGGAGCGUGUCAGGCCUGAUUCGUCGAGCCUGAUUCAAGCCUCGAUCAUGCGUUCUUGAAGAAUGCACGCGAGACUCUCCUGGUCCAGCGGCUGAACCACCGAAUGGAAGGAUGUUUCAUCCGGUGUUCUGACUGCCUAUGGAUAUAUUCGGCCGUUGCAACGGCGGCGGCAGCGGAAGCACGGUAGCCGGAAACGGUGCUGGCUCAGUAAGGACCUCCAGUAACGAAUCCGCGGGUGGUGGCGGCACGUCGAGCGGUACCAGCGAGAGCGGCAGCAGUGCAAGCGGCAGGAUGCAGUUGACAGGAGCGUCGGCUCCUGGUGCGGCCGCUUCGCCGGAGUCGGGCGUCUCUCCGUUGACCGACGCCUACACCAAGAUGACCAGUGACAUCCUUGCUGAGAGAACUCUGGGUGACUUUGUCAGCGAACAUCCCGGCGAGUUAGUUAGAACAGGCUCGCCGCAUUUGGUCUGUACCGUUCUACCCGCACACUGGAGGUCUAAUAAAACUCUUCCGGUGGCUUUCAAAGUUGUAGCUCUCGGCGAGGUAGGCGACGGUACCUUGGUGACCGUACGCGCUGGCAAUGAUGAGAAUUGUUGCGCUGAGCUUAGAAAUUCGACGGCUUUGAUGAAGAAUCAGGUCGCCAAGUUUAACGAUUUGAGGUUCGUCGGCAGAAGCGGAAGGGGCAAGAGUUUCACCUUAACGAUAACGGUGUCGACGACGCCGCCUCAAGUCGCCACUUAUACCAAGGCGAUUAAGGUGACAGUAGACGGGCCGCGCGAGCCGCGAUCCAAGACCAGGCAGCAACAACAGUUUCAUGCCUUUGCGUUCGCCUCGCAACGAGGCGGUCCAUUCUUCGCCUCGCCCCUGGUGGACCCGUUGCAACCUCUGCCAAAUCCGUUGCAACCGUUACCGAAUCCGCUCCAGCCGAGGGAUCCGUUGUCUUCUUUUAGACACGCGAUGCCUGGUAAUUGUCAGAAUAUGUCCCAGUUUGGCCUGACAGCGAGCAAUUCUUGGGGAUACGGUAGCACGGCCGGCUACGCCGGCUACCUUCCGGGUCCCCUUUCGUCGUGCGCCGCACAGGCCUCGUUUCCACCCCCGCCGCCACCCCCUCCGCCACCACCGCCGUCGUCCACGCUGGCAUCUUUCGCCGGCACGGCCUCCAUGACUACGCCGACUGCACCGGAUUCGACGGCGGGUUCGACUGUCACAUCCGGCACCGGUAAUACCGGCACCACGUCGCAGCAGGACGCUUUUUCCGCGGUCUCCUCUCUCGUACCGGAUACCACGACACCGGGUCAGUCCGAUCCAUUGGAUCCACUGAGCAGCCUCAUGUCCGGUGGCUCUUCCAGUCAGAGAUAUCAGGACUACGUGUCGCCCAGAUCACUGUCCACUGACUCUAGCACAACCGAGAGCCCGGUACACGAGGAACAGGGCUUUGGGCAGAAUUACGGCAACUACUUUCCAACGCCCGGUGUGCUUCCCAGCAUCCUCUACUCCCAGCUCUACGGGAAUCAGUUCCAGAAUCCCGAGAGCGCCGAGCAGAGGGCCGUCGCGGAUAGUUGCAGCGUGAGGCAAGAGGAAGUCAGACCGGAUAACAACGUCUGGAGACCGUACUGAGAGACAGAAGCGAGCGAUUUCUUAUCUAACAAUUCGACUAUCGAGAAAUGUGGCAACUCCUGGAAGACAAGAGGGAAGUAACGCUUAACUGAUCCGCUCUUGAGGCUAUCGGCUAUUGUGACAUCGAUGAUUGUAAUGUGACGUGGUGAUUCUUUGAGAACUAUCCAAGUGUCGAGGACGAUUCUCGAUAGCGAAUUAGCACUAGUGGGCAUUAAAACUUGAUCCGGAAAGGUACUCGAGGAGCGAGUCCGUUCGUCGAGCGGGACGUUCUUUCCGGAAAGCUUUGGGAAAUAAAAAAAAAAUUGUUUUACCGGUUGUGCGUCUCACGCCAAUGAAUUUUAGGGGUGCAAAUGAGCGAAGGGAGAUUUGUAAUUAAGUGAGAACGAAUUGCGUACGAAAGAGCGAGCGCGGGUGUGAAAAUGGUGAUGACGAUUACAAUAAUGAUAUCCGCAAGAUGUAUAUACGUGUACAUAAAGCUAGAACAUUGUCGUUUCAUCGAAUCAUUAUUCGCCGUCGUUUUGAGCGAUGCGAUUUAGUUUCAUCGAUUACGUUUUCAUAGUAUAUAAUUGCGAACGACUGCUGCGGGAUCGUGCAAUAUCGUCGAGUCACUGACGGUGGCGAUUGGCUUCCUUUCUUUUUUGUAAAUACAUAUGUAUCUUCAAGGUUGCGCGUUUGGUUUCCCUUCGACCCGCAUUUUCCUUUAAGAAAAAAAGACCAUCUUUCGGAUUGAAGAAAUCUGGCUCCACGCUUUCGGCGAGAACCCUUUUUGCAGCGACCCUGAGAAAUCGACUGAUUCGCGAAAGGCUAUCACGUGUGUGGUCACGUUCGGGUCGAGCCGAUGAUAAAAUCGAAUGGGUUUCAAUUCGCGUGAGAGGUGAAAAAGUUUUUCUUGUCGCGUGAAAAUGUCGUCGCGGAGAGCGCGCGAGCGGCCGAAAUGCUCGCAAGCAUUCAACGAACGUAUGAACGAACGUGCCGGAAUCGAAGAUCUUACAUCGAAAUUUCUGCCAAAGAAACGAAAGCCCGUGGAACAACUCGCAAAAUAGCUUUGCGAGAAGCACCGCGCCGCGCCGGCGAGAAGCUUAUCCGUUUUUGUAAACCGGCGACGGGCACUCUGCGUUUCCAAAAAUGAUUUCCGAUAUACAUAUCU